Messenger RNA from Serpula lacrymans var. lacrymans S7.9, 381 nucleotides. RefSeq lists its product as uncharacterized. NCBI's taxonomy places the organism in Eukaryota, Fungi, Basidiomycota, Agaricomycetes, Boletales, Serpulaceae. Bases 1 to 381 code for a protein of 126 amino acids. The record is from RefSeq and is a predicted model, not a curated record. The transcript has 3 exons.
AUGGGACAAGUCCAUCCUCAACAGUGUAGAAAGACUGGUGAUAUGCUUGAGGCUGAAGUUGGUGAUGCUGAUCAGAGCAAUAACAAAGGGGAUGAAGAAGAGGAUGAAGAACCCAUCUAUAAUUAUACUCCUCCUGCUACACCUACCUCUAGUAGAUCUCCUGCGCAUAAUGAAGUUUUAAUGUCUAGCUUUAGCCUUACUUCAGCAAAAUUAGCCAAAUCAGGCCAUUCACGUUUGAGGGUGUUACUAGCUACAUCAAAAAGUUUUCUUUCAUUUGAAGAGCAUGAUAAUCUGGUCUGGGCUGCACUAAAAGAAGUAGGAAACUUUUCCACCACUUUAAGUGCCAAGUUGUUGAAGCUGGAGAACGUAGAGAAUGGGUAA